Heterobasidion irregulare TC 32-1 is the source of this 1415-nucleotide messenger RNA. RefSeq lists its product as uncharacterized. The transcript has 4 exons. Gene Ontology annotation, biological process: steroid biosynthetic process. Bases 1 to 1275 code for a protein of 424 amino acids. NCBI's taxonomy places the organism in Eukaryota, Fungi, Basidiomycota, Agaricomycetes, Russulales, Bondarzewiaceae. The record is from RefSeq and is a predicted model, not a curated record. Gene Ontology annotation, molecular function: 3-beta-hydroxy-Delta5-steroid dehydrogenase (NAD+) activity.
AUGUCCUCAACUCGUGAUAUUUUCAUAGUCAUUGGUGGUAGCGGCUUCCUUGGUAGACAUAUCGUCCAAGCUCUCCUCGAGCGUGGGGAGUCAGUAGCCGUAUUUGAUAUCGUCCAAAGACAUGAUGAUGUCCAAUUCUACUCUGGCGACAUCAGUGACGAGGUUCAGGUUUCUGUGGCUUUACAGAAGAGCGGCGCAACGUGCAUCAUUCAUACUGCAUCACCACCUCAUGGCGUUGAAGACCCUGCUCUCUACUGGAAAGUUAACGUGGAGGGCACCAAAGCCAUUAUUGCAGCGGCCGUUGCCAACAAAAUCCCUAAGCUUGUAUACACCAGCUCGGCAGGCGUCGUAUUCAACGGCGAAGAUCUGAUUGACGUGGACGAACGCUUACCUCCCCCGGAGAAGCCUCUGGAUGCCUAUAAUGAGUCCAAGGCGAAGGCAGAGGAAAUAGUGUUAGCAGCCAAUGGGAAAGAUGGGCUUUUAACUGUUGCUCUGAGGCCGGCAGGAAUUUUUGGUCCAGGCGAUCGUCAAGCUGUUCCCGGAUUUGCCGCUGUACUCGCCGAAGGGAAGGCACACUUUCAAAUCGGUGAUAACAAGAACCUCUUCGACUGGACAUAUGUCGGCAACGUCGCCUACGCGCAUAUCCUUGCAGCCGAAAAAUUGGUUCCUCCAACUAAGUUGGAUGAGGAGAAACGGGAGGAACUGCUUGGUCGCGCUCUCCCAUCCCUCGAUCGUACCACGGGCAAACAUCGUAUCCCUACGUCGGAGGCCCGUCCUCUCGGUCCCUAUGUUGAGCGACCCGCAAACGGAGAUGCGCUCAUCGCCGCUUUCGAGUCGGAACCAGACGAUGACCGACCUGUUGUCCGCUCUCGUUUCGACCCUCUCUCCGACUCCUCGUUGGAACGGGAUGCAUAUAACUCACUACAGGUUGCUGGACAGGCCUUCUUCAUCACCAACGGCGAGCCAAUAUACUUCUGGGAUUUCCCGCGUGGUCUCUGGCGCAUGCUUGCACCUGACGUGUAUCCCUCGCGCAAAAAUCUCGUUCUCCCGAGAACGGUUGGGCUUGUGCUGGCGACGCUAUCGGAAUGGUGGGGUUGGGUGACCGGAAAGGAACCAACGUUCACGCGGUUCAGGGUCACGUUCACAUGUGCCAACAGAUGGCAUAACAUCGAGAAGGCUCGGAGAGUGCUGGGGUACGAGCCUCAGGUCGGGCUGGAAGAGGGCAUGAGGAGGACAGUGGAGUGGCUGAAGGCGGAGCAGUUAAAGUCAUCAUGAAUUAAAAGCGGCGUAUGCCGCAACGCGCCUUCAUGCUUGCACUUACGACAAUACCCCAUUUUUGUUGCUAUAAUAUCCUACAUCGGUGUAAAUAAUAGCCUAGCAGUGGACAGUUGGAGCUUUGAAAGCAGGAUUCCGUG